Molecule: messenger RNA, 3660 nt
Organism: Parasteatoda tepidariorum (common house spider)
Lineage: Eukaryota; Metazoa; Arthropoda; Arachnida; Araneae; Theridiidae
Biological process (GO): DNA integration
Molecular function (GO): nucleic acid binding
Source: RefSeq, a predicted model, not a curated record
AACGAAACUAUUACUAUUGCGAAUUUUGAUCUCCACGAAAGAAAAAUGGCGACGAAAGAAGAACAAGUGUCGCAAUUGAAGCGGAAACGAAAAACUAUUCGAAGCAACAUAACUCGUUUCUCAACUGAGAUUGACAACAUGACAGACGAUACUUUGAAUGAAGAUAUGGAAUAUGCGGUAAGUCGUUUAACAACUAUUUUAAAUGAAAUGAAAACGAUUGAUAAUGAAAUCCAUGUUCUUUUUACGGAUGAUGAAUAUGAAAAUGACAUUACCCAAUGUGAAACUUAUACAGAAAGUGCUGAGCGCGCAAUUUUUAAAGCCCGAAAAUACAUCCAAAAUGAACUAUCGCCAACUAUUAACGCUAGCUAUAAUCUUAAUUUGGGCACUGAAAAUGCCAAUUUGGCGACUAAUUCGGAUACUAAUCCAUCACUUGCUGGUCAGAUAACACCUGUUAGCCCAACGUACACAGUGAAACUACCGACGAUUAAAUUAGAACCAUUUGGCGGUGAAAUUGAAAAUUGGCAAAGUUUUUGGGAACAAUUCCAAUCUUCUGUAGACUCCAAUCCAAACCUUUCAACUAUUGACAAACAUGUGUUCUUAAGAGGUUAUUUGCAAGACGAACCAAGACGUUUAGUUGAUGGUAUCAGUAUUGUUGCUGCCACAUAUGAAACCACUAAAAAGCUACUAAUGGAUAGAUAUGGGGACAAAAAUAGAAUUAUCCAAGCACAUUUGGACUUUCUGGAAAAUCUAACACCAGUACGCAACUCAUCGGCAACAGCCUUAAAUGAAACCUACAUUGAAUGUAAUAGAAGAUUGCAGGCCUUACGCGCACUUGGUGAAGACAUUGACAGUUACGGUCGUGUAUUAGCUCCAAAAUUACUACGAGCGUUUCCAGACGACAUUUGUAAACAGUGGAUCAUUCAUGCCCAAAGAGAAAAAUUGGCCGAAGGAAACAUUACGAAAAUGAUGGAGUUCUUAUCACAAGAAGUGCAAGGAGCAUUAACUACGUCAAAAAUAAAAGGUGACGUUAUUGAACCGUUUACUCCAACUACUGCCUUUAACGUAAAUAAUAAGUCCACUUCUGUACACAAGAAAAAGAAUUAUACCCCAUUUUGCCCCUUUUGUGAAUCUUCUGGUCAUUGGGCUCAGAAAUGCGAAACCAUAACUGACUAUGACACUCGCAUACAAAAGUUAAAAGGCUCUAACCGUUGUUUCUUAUGUACUAAUAGAGGACACAGAAUGACAAAUUGCCCUCGAAAAGAUACUGCUCGCUGUACAAAAUGCAAGAAGAAACACCACGUAUCCAUUUGUUCAUCUGCACUAAACACUGCGAUCCAAAAUAGUGAGGUUCAUCACAUCAACAUACCUAAAACUAGCUUUACCCAUUUACAAACUGCACGCGUGUAUGUUACUGGACCCACAGGUCUUACGAAGUUAACCCGAUGCAUUUUGGAUGGAGGUAGCCAGACAAGCUUUGUCGAUGCAAACCUCAUUGACAAACUGAAACUCCCAAUUGUAAGCACUGAGCAACUAAAUGUACAUGUUUUUGAAUCUCCCAGUACUUCACGAAACAUGCGACGAUGUGUGCAACUUUCACUUUCAAGUUUAUGGAACAAAAACUCUGUUUCUAUAACAGCUUUCGAAAGUUCCAACAGAUAUACCUCACACCCUGCUGCCCCUGCGGACGUUGUUCGAUUUGCUCGAAGCCGAAAACUAACACUUGCAGACCCUCCAGGAGACGACAACUUACCCAUCGAAUUGCUCAUUGGUGGUGAUUAUUAUUGGCAUGUGGUCACUACGGAACCCCCGAUUAAAGUUACAGAAUCUCUUGCCAUAGUACCCUCUAUUUUUGGAUGGAUCCUUAAUGGGUCACGAACACACACAACCAUCAAACAUGAUUCAUCAGUUCACCAUGUUUCUGUUCAAAUUUCUGGUGAUUGUUUGGACGACGAAGUGCGUUGCUUGUGGGAGUUGGAUUGUAUUGGUAUCAAAGACACUCAAAUACGGAACAAGACUGUUCGAGAGAAUGAAAUUACGAGAGAAUUUCACGAAACCUACCAAACUGAGGGAAAUCGUAGAGUUUUAUCUCUGCCUAGGAAGCAUACAACAUCAAUUUUGUCUACCAACAUAGCUACUACCGAAAAACGUUUGAAGUUUCUCCAGAAACGACUUGCAUACAAUGAUGCUAUGAAGAAAGAAUACGAUAGUUGCAUGCUAAAGUACAUUGUGCAAGGACACGUUGAAGUUUACGAGCUAGAACCUUCGAAUUUAAACGCUGUAUUUCACCUACCCCAUCAUGCUUUCAAAAAAGUGAAACUUAACGAGACCAAAUGGAGGAUUGUGUUCGAUAUCUCAUCACAUGAUCCAGGAAUGCCCUCACUGAAUGAUACUUUAGAAAUCGGUCCAAAUCUUUUACCUGAGACAAUUGGUUGUCUACUCAGACUGCGAAUGCACAAAUUUGCAAUCACAGGUGACGGAAAAAAGGCCUUUCUACAACUAAGCCUACACGAAAGAGAUAGAGAUUCCACAAGAUUUUUCUGGUACAGACUAGCACAGGACAAAACUAACCCAUCUUUCACGGACGAAAUAAUUACUUACAGAUUUACUCGUCUACCUUUCGGACUAGCAUGCAGCCCCUUUUUGUUAUGUGCUGCAACACGUGAAGUGGCUUCAAAGCACGUGAAUGAAUUCCCGAUUGCUGCUCCCAUGAUCGAUAAACAUCUUUACAUGGACGAUUUUGUUGCUAGUGUUGAAACAGAAUCUGAAAUCACCACACUGCAUAAAGAAGUCAAAGAAUUGAUGCAAUUGAUUGAAAUUCCAAUGGAGAAAUGGACUACAAACUCAACAAUGCUUCAGAACCAAUUACGAGAUCAAGAUGAAGGAUUCAAAACAACUGUUAAAGUUUUAGGCAUAGAGUGGAAUACAGAAACUGACACCCUCGGAAAUACUUUCAAAACCUCUCUCUGCGCUGUUCAAGACAAACCACUUACAAAGAGAUGGCUACUCCACUGUAUUGCUAGCUUCUACGAUCCUUUAGGACUGUUUUCUCCAUUUGUAAUUUUUGGAAAAAUUCUGUUUCAAGACACAUGGAUUCUAGGAAUUAAAUGGGACGAAAUACUGCCCUCUAAUUUGGCAACUUCAUGGAAUGCUGCUAUUGGAGAACUUGAUGACGUUUGCUCCUUUCAAAUUCCUCGAUUUAUAGGCGUUUCAUCACACGUUCCCUUUACUAUUCAUGUGUUUUGCGACGCAUCUGAACGAGCCUAUGGAGCAGUUUUAUACACAGUUAGUUCUCAUGGUGAUCAAGCAAACGUGCAUUUAGUGUGUAGUCGCAACAGACUUGCACCUAUCAAGAAAGUCACCUUGCCCCGCUUGGAACUGCUAGCGGCUCUGAUGGGAGCUCGAUUGUUGCGAUACUUCUGUGCUGAAACUAAUAUUCCUAUGUCCAAUGCAAUAUUGUGGAGUGAUUCCCAAGUAGUUUUGGGUUGGAUUCGCAGUGACCCAAAUAAAUGGAAGACAUUUGUUUGCAAUCGAGUAACGGAAAUUGUUUCUCAUACUAAUCCUUCCCAAUGGAGACAUUGCCCUGGAAAGGACAAUCCUGGUGAUAUAUUAUCAAGAGGUACUUCACCAUCAACUCUAAGACAUCUGGUGGCAUGGUCCUAA